This is a messenger RNA of Emiliania huxleyi CCMP1516, 471 nucleotides long. RefSeq lists its product as hypothetical. The coding region runs from base 1 to 471 and encodes 156 amino acids. The record is from RefSeq and is a predicted model, not a curated record. Lineage: Eukaryota; Haptophyta; Isochrysidales; Noelaerhabdaceae. The transcript has a single exon.
AUGGGCGACGUGGGGUUGCCACACGCUGAGUCCGAGGAGGGCUCGGUUGAAGAUCAGCGCCACGAGGAUAUCCGCGGACGCCUCCAGCUGCCCUUCUUCCUGUACGAAGGGCCCAAUAUCGACGAUGGCACGUGGUUCGAGCCUUGUGCGCGUGGGCUGCGCGGUGAAACGGUCACUGAGGAUCAGUACUCGGGUGAGCACUACUUCCUCAGCCAGCUGCGCGGUCAUCGUUGGCGCGUGCGCGACCCCGCUACCGCGUUGCUAUUCGUUGUGCCGCUGUACAUCAACGCCGCGCUGCAGCCUUCCGUCGCUGGCACCUCAUGCAACGGGACGCAUUACCAGCGGCUGCUGGAUGCCACGGCAGCAGCGGUCGCCUCCACCGAGCAGUACGCAAGGCACCAAGGGGCCGACCACCUCAUCGUGUGCAACUCCUGGAAGCUGUCCCAGCGCCCGCCGGCGCAGGCCCCGUAA